Messenger RNA from Lucilia cuprina (Australian sheep blowfly), 979 nucleotides. RefSeq names its product protein dj-1beta-like. The coding region runs from base 103 to 759 and encodes 218 amino acids. Gene Ontology annotation, cellular component: nucleus; cytosol. Gene Ontology annotation, biological process: protein deglycation, glyoxal removal; guanine deglycation, glyoxal removal. Gene Ontology annotation, molecular function: protein deglycase activity. Lineage: Eukaryota; Metazoa; Arthropoda; Insecta; Diptera; Calliphoridae. The transcript has 3 exons. The record is from RefSeq and is a predicted model, not a curated record.
AAAUUUUGACAGAUUGGUAGAAAAUAACAAAAACAAUUGCUACUGGUUAUUUGCAACAAGUGCCGUCCUCAUUAAUACCCCUUGUGUCAGAAAAAAUACCGAAUGUUGUUCCUGCGAAGGUCAUUGAUAAAUAUUUGCCUGAAAUCAUCAAAUUUAAGUGGAUUUUGUGAACGUAACUUUUGCAGUAAGAUCUUAGGAAAAAUGUCCAAAACAGCUUUAAUUAUUUUGGCACCAGGUGCUGAAGAAAUGGAAUUUGUUAUAUCCGCCGAUGUUUUACGUAGGGCCGGGGUAAAGGUAACAGUUGCUGGUUUAAGUGGUACCGAACCUGUUAAGUGCUCAAGAGAUGUUGUGAUCUUACCAGACACUUCUUUGGAAGCUUCAAAAUCUAACAAAUACGACGUUGUUAUAUUACCUGGUGGCUUGGGUGGUUCAAAGGCCAUGGCCGAAUCGGCAGUUGUGGGAGAAAUAUUGAAACAACAAGAAACUGAGGGUCGUAUAGUGGCUGCUAUAUGUGCUGCCCCAACGGCAUUAGCAGCUCAUAGUAUUUGCCAAGGAAAGUCGCUGACAUCCUACCCAUCUGUAAAAUCUCAAUUGGAAACUGUUUACAAUUAUAUUGAUGAUCAGGCAGUUGUUCAAGAUGGCAAUUUGAUUACUAGUCGUGGACCAGGAACUGCCUUUGAAUUCGGUUUAAAAAUCGCUGAAGUACUAGCUGGUUCCGAUAAAGCUUCGGAGGUUGCCAAAGGAAUGUUGUUGAAAUAGUUAUUGUAUUAUAAUUUUCAAAUAUUAACUAUGAAAAUGAAUUUUUAAAUACAAACAGCUCUUACAAUAAAUAUGAAUAUAUGAACAAAUUCUAUUGAAUUAAUAAAAAGAAAAACUUUAAACUUUUUAAUGCGAAAUAAUUUAAUGUGAAAUCUGGCAAGUGGUGAAAUAUGAAUGGAAUCUUUAAUAAUUUGAAUAAUAACAAUGUGAAUUUACUGUU